Messenger RNA from Penicillium vulpinum, 2166 nucleotides. Its product is annotated as FAD binding domain-containing protein. Lineage: Eukaryota; Fungi; Ascomycota; Eurotiomycetes; Eurotiales; Aspergillaceae. The transcript is spliced from 3 exons. Bases 1 to 2166 code for a protein of 721 amino acids. Gene Ontology annotation, molecular function: FAD binding. The record is from RefSeq and is a predicted model, not a curated record.
AUGUCGAAAUCUAUUGAGCCAACCACUUACAAGAAUGGCUUUAAGCAGCCAUCCGAAGGCGAGCCUUGGCUAUACCCACAGCCAGGAAAGGAAACGCCACCCAAGCCGCACUAUGUUACACCACAGUCCGUUGACAUUGCGACUGCGCCAGUCAAUAAUUCCCUUGGAGACAGCAAGCUGCGAUCGUGGCCGACUAUCUUCAAUGGCACAAACAGUCCUGAUGGAAUCCCGGAUUGGUGGAAUCCGUCUUCGGAUGUAGACGUUCUGAUCAUCGGUGCUGGACCCACCGGUCUUGAAACUGCCUUGAGUCUGAUUCGACAAAAUGUGAGCUUUCGCAUUCUUGACCAGGGAGAGAUGCCUCUGCCGACGGGCCGGGCGGAUGCAGUCUUGCCACGAUACGUCGAGACACUCAACGCAUGGGGCAUCUCAACCGACGUUAGCGAGGAGGGUCCCAUCAUCGAGCGGACAGCUGUCUAUCGAGACGGCAAGGUGCUCUUUCACGGACGAACUCAUCAGUCAGACUCACGGUUCCGAGGCUUGCACGUUAUCACGCAGGGUCAGCUGGAGCGUAUCUUUGUGCGCGACUUGCUCCGCCAUCAGAUUCUAGUGGAGCGCUGCACCACAUUGAAGGAAUUCGAGAUCUCCGAAGCGGAAAAUCCAGAACGCCCCAUCAAGGCGGUCAUUCGUAAUAACAAGACCGGACGGGAGGAGAGCAUUCGCGCCAAAUUCAUGGUCGGCAGCGACGGCGCGUCUAGCAUGAUCCGCAAAAAACUCGAGAUCCCCUUCAACGGCGUGAGUACCGAUCUAUACUGGGGUAUCAUGGAUGGGAAAUAUGAGUCGGAUUACCCCCAUGCCUGGAUAUUUGGCUGUGUCCUCAGCACCGAGCAUGGGUGCUGUAUCAUCAUUCCUCGCGAAGAUGGGCACAUUCGACUGUAUACACAGCUCAACAUGUCUCUGAUCGAGCGCGCUCGCCAGGCAAGGCAAGAACGAGACCCGGGCUUCCAGGAAGCUGGUGGACGAGUUGAUGUCCACUCCAUUACCCCAGAGGAAGUCUUGGAGCAAUCGAACCGGAUCUUUGCCCCUUACACGGUGAAGUUCGCCUCGCCAUUGACCUGGUACGCUAUCUGGAAGGUUAGCGAACGAGUUGCCGAAUCUUUCUCCUCCGAAGACCUGAGAGUGCACUUGGCAGGCGACGCUGCACAUGUUCACAGCGUUUUCGGUGCCUUCGGCCUCAAUGCAUCAAUUCUGGACGCUGCCAAUUUAGGUUGGAAGCUGGGAUAUUGCGCUCGUGGUCUGUCUCCAAUUGAAACUUUGAUGCCAACAUAUGAUAUGGAGCGUAGGCUGCAUGCCUCGAAUGUGGUGUAUCUCUCGGGCAAGUAUCUUCGAUACUGCUGCAAUUCCGACAUCCCAGUGCCGCACACCCAUGAAAUGGGUAAGGAUCUCGGUGCCAAAGCAAUCAAACACGCCGUUCGAGGUGAGCCGUAUGGGUUCGCCAAGCCCGGAGAAACCCUUCCAGAGCAUCUCUACCUCGCCGACUACUUUCACAAGUACGGCGCAUUCAUGCUGGGUCUUGAUGUUGCAUACGGCAAGUCAAUGCUAUUCCCCGCGCAAGAUGAAGAUUCCGCGCCGGUGGUUGUCGACAAUGGCGUUCGCGCACCCAAUCCACGAGUCAGUCUCAGCUCGGGAACUACUGGGUAUCUCUUUGAUGUGAUGAAAGGUGCGGGCUAUUUCCAUCUUGUGGUCUUUGCUUCGUCAAUCGAGGGACAGGCGAAGUACAACGUUCAGAAAUUUUCUGAAUCUUUGCGUGAUCCGACGGGCUUCUAUUUGCGUUAUGGAGCCCGGGAGGUGUUCAACGUCGUCUUGGUGGCGAAGCGACUGCCUUUUGAGAUCGAUGGCAUCUUGGCAGAGCCAGAGCUUCAGGGGCUUAGAGAGGCGGCAACCAUUGUGUUUGACGAUCAGGCGCCGGAUGAGGACGGCCAUACAAUGUGGGGGGUUGAUCACGGUACCGCUGCGGUGAUUGUUGUCCGUCCCGAUCUGUGGGUUGGACGAAGCGUAAGACCCGACCAGGUCGAUGAGCUGGAUAAGUAUUUCUCUGGGUUCAUGAUCCCACAGGUAACAAAACAAGUCAAUGGAGAUGGGCCCAAUGGAAAAUCUCAGACAUCCUAG